AUGACAUCCAGUUUGAGCUCAAGACUAGCAACGAACCUUGGACAGACGGCGAAGAAGGUCUGCAUUGUCAAUCCGAUUUAUACUACUACACGAGCGAUCUCCGCCCCGACACUCACAUCCGCCAGACAACAAGAGGCACUAGAGGAAGAAAAGAGAGCACUGAAAAGACAAGUUUCGCGCAAAUGGUUUCCCGGUGAUGUGUAUGCCCCUCACGAUUUGAGUGCUGCGGAAACCCGAAAAUGGAGGAAAAGAGCACGACCAACAUCAGAUAUCUUCGACCAGCUAAACAUCAACCCGUUGAGUCUGUAUAAGAAUUUCACAGUCAUGUCUGACUAUAUGACGGAUAUGGGUCGGGUAAAACACUCUAAAUUGACGGGUCUAAGGCCUGUCAACCAGCGCAAGAUCGCCAAAGCCAUCCGACGGGCGAUUGCUUUGGGACUCAUGCCCAGCAUACACAAACAUCCGGAGGUGUUGAAAAGAACGCAGAGCGCGAAUAUAAUAAAUGGGUCGACGCGGAUGCCCCAAAGUCGACGAUAUUAA
Molecule: messenger RNA, 540 nt
Organism: Exophiala bonariae
Lineage: Eukaryota; Fungi; Ascomycota; Eurotiomycetes; Chaetothyriales; Herpotrichiellaceae
Exons: 2
Coding region: 1-540 (179 amino acids)
Biological process (GO): mitochondrial translation
Cellular component (GO): ribosome; mitochondrial small ribosomal subunit
Molecular function (GO): structural constituent of ribosome; small ribosomal subunit rRNA binding
Source: RefSeq, a predicted model, not a curated record